GCGAAAGCUUCGUGCUAUUUGGCGGCAACCUAUCCGAAAAAAUCGAAGAAGAAGAAGAGAAAGAACAAUGGGAGAAGACGAAAAUGGCGGCGAAACCACGGAUUCAAGGCAGCAGGAUUACUCGUGGCCCAUCAUGAGAUUCGAUGUUCAUCCGUACAGGACACACCAUUUCUUCAAGCAGUUUAGGACUUCUAUAAACCCUAACAAUUUCCUCAAAGGUGUCAAAUGGUCUCCUGAUGGUUCGUGUUUCCUCACAAGCUCGGAGGACAACACUCUUCGUGUGUUUUAUCUCCCACAAGAUGGAGGUGAUUCUGCUUCCUGUGGACUGUCAACUUCAGAAGAAGAUUCGUAUGGCGCCAGCCUUGUUGUGAAUGAGGGUGAAUCUGUCUAUGAUUUCAGCUGGUAUCCAUACAUGUCAGUUUCAGACCCAUCAACGUGUGUCUUCGCAACCACCAGCCGAGACCAUCCAAUCCAUCUCUGGGAUAGUUCUUCUGGUGAGAUUCGAUGUACAUACCGUGCCUAUGAUGCAAUGGAUGAAAUAACUGCUGCAUUUUCUGUUGGAUUUAAUCCUGAUGGGACCAAGAUAUUUGCUGGUUAUAACAGCUCUGUCAGAGUGUUUGAUAUUCAUCGUCCUGGUAGAGAUUUUAAGCAAUAUUCAACUCUACAGGGAAAUAAAGAAGGCCAAGCAGGAAUCUUGUCUUCUCUUGCUUUCUCCCAAGCUAAUUCUGGAAUGUUGGCUGUGGGCUCUUAUGGCCAGACUACUGGGAUUUAUAGAGAGGACAACAUGGAGCUAUUGUAUGUCUUACAUGGUCAAGAAGGCGGUGUCACACAUGUCCAGUUUUCAAAGGAUGGGAAUUAUUUGUACACGGGAGGCCGCAAGGAUCCUUACAUUCUUUGCUGGGAUAUGCGGAAUGCUGUUGAAAUAGUUUACAAAUUGUAUAGAGCAACAGACAACACGAACCAGCGGGUAUCCUUUGAUAUCGAGCCCUGUGGUCGACAUCUUGGGACUGGUGGUCAGGACGGCCUUGUUCACAUAUAUGAUCUACAGUCCGGGAACUGGGUCUCGGGCUAUCAAGCUGCCUCGGAUACCGUCAAUGGCUUUUCUUUCCAUCCUUACCUUCCAAUGGCCGCAUCAUCAUCUGGGCAUCGACGAUUUGCCACUCCCAGCGACGAAGAUAACGAUGAUCUGCACUUGAAAGCUGAUGAGAACGGUGCAACUGUAUGGAGUUUCUACGUGGCUUCUGACGAGGAUAAUGUCGUUGUUUCCAAACCAUAAGCGACAGUGGAACCAUUGCUGUCUAUUAGAACAUAAGGGUAUCUCAGCCUAUUGUUUUAUGGAAUCCAAGGAAGAACUAAGUCAACCACCCCAACAAGUUUCAACGGCUUUUCAACUUCCUCCUGUGUUCUCACUGAUCAACGCCGUCAAAAUUCCCAGACGUCACGUGGCGAGCGACCGUCGACAUAUGCACGAACGAUAUCGUGGACCGUGUCGCACCUGAUUCCCUCCCGUGGCUUCUUAACCGUGUCUAAGAAGCCGUGUUAAAUGUGGACACUGAGCCAGCCAACUUGGACCAACCACGAA
Tarenaya hassleriana is the source of this 1582-nucleotide messenger RNA. Its product is annotated as telomerase Cajal body protein 1. The transcript has 15 exons. Gene Ontology annotation, molecular function: protein binding. The coding region runs from base 68 to 1276 and encodes 402 amino acids. Lineage: Eukaryota; Viridiplantae; Streptophyta; Magnoliopsida; Brassicales; Cleomaceae. The record is from RefSeq and is a predicted model, not a curated record.